AUGAGAAAAAAGCCAAAAUUGGAAGACUGCGCGUACGACAAUCGAUCCAGCGAAAAAUCGCUCAACACGGACAGGCAACUAAGACCCAAUAGGUCUUACUGCUACAACUACUACAAAACUAAUAAAAGUAGCAGACACAAACAGGUAACUUUCAACAAAGUACCCGCUAGCAGCAAGCAGGCCACCAACCACAAUUCAAACGAAGAUGACACCGAUGAUUAUUGUGACAAUGAUUAUGAAAAUUUUUGGCAGGAGUCGGAUGAUGAAUCCAUCAAGUCUGAAUAUUCUGAGAAACUUUCUUCUGUAGCAGAAGAGUAUGACCACCAAAAGAGAAAAAGCAACCUGAGAAAAACUCACAUCUAUGUGUUCGAAGAACGAUCAAAUAAUUCUAAGUUGAAACUGCCCCCAAGUUCCACUGAUUUGGUUCUGGACAAGAGAUACAUAAUGCAGGCAUUAGGAAUAUAUGAGGUGCUGAAUCAGUAUUCAGUUAUAUUACGUCUGACUAUUUUCACCUUUGAAAAUUUUUCUGCUGCUUUGCUUGAAAAUGAUAACUCAAAGUUGCUAUGUGAAUGCCACAUAAAUCUGCUAAAAUGCAUUUUGAGAGUAGAUGAGGCAAACACAUUAUACUCCUAUAAGGACAGCAAAGAUAGUGUCUCGAUAUCAUAUUGUUGUAUGGAUGAACUAACGUGGUUUGAAGCAGUUGGUAUGUAUUUUCAAAGCAUUGCUCGUAAUUUAUCAUCAGAGGUUGUUAACAGAUUGAAUGGCAUGUUUGCCAAACAGCUGUAUACUAAUCUAGUUGUAGAAGAUCGCCUGUUUCUGUUGAUUCAGUUAGUUGAAUUAUUUCUGAUGACAAAUGUGGCCAGGGAUGUGCUGUUCAAGGAAGAGGAAGUCAAACAUGAAGAACAUUGUAGAUAUUGUCACAAGCGUGGAAAUUUGUUGUGCUGUGAGUCGUGUCCGGCGAUGUACCACCUGACCUGUAUUGAUCCACCACUGGAUAACGCCCCAUCUGGUGACUGGUUCUGUGUGGCAUGCUCCAAAACCAAGAUCAUAGAAGCAGAAAUGAUGAAUUCUUCUUCAGUUACAGCAGCAGCAACGACAACAUUUUCAUUACCUGCUACAACCUCCACAACGACGACACCAUUUACUUCAUCACCUGCUACUCCAACAAGCAGCAAGUCCAGCAUCAAUUGUUUGAGUUUGGGGAGGAGAGAGCCACUUGGGCAUGAUAGGCAUGGCAGGAUGUACUGCUCAGAUGAGACAUCACUAGUGGCAUACUACUCAACAGAGCCACAACUCGAGGAAUUGUUGAUGUGCCUGGAUGGCAAAAGAUGGGAAUACAAUCUUGUUAAUGCAAUCAAAGACAUUAAAAGUGAUAUCAUUAAUGACAUGAAUAUAAUUCUUGCAUUAACUUCCAAGUACAGGAGUGGACAGAAAUCUUCCAUAUCGUAUGAUCGUGGACAGGAAGGUAGCUACAAAUCCUAUGUAAAUGUUUACACUGAUGAAAUCCUUGCUCUCAGCAAGCAGCAGCAAGUGGAAGAACGAGAGAAGAGACGACAUCUCUCCUACAAAUUCUCACUGACCACUGUAGCUGAGUUUACAUGGGUGGAUUCCAAACAUUCAUCAUCUAGUGAUGUCAAGCCAGGCAGAGUCUAUGGAACUGUUUCAGACAUAGUUGACAUAUUGAGGAGGACUAUCAUACAUUUGGAAGACAUCAUACCAAAAUGUUUUCUACAUAGCAACUGGUACUUACACAGAGAUCGCUGGUUGAAGGCCAUGAACAUGUGUCAGACGACGAGGGAGUUCAGUCUGGCACUGAUGAUCCUGGAGGCAUGCAUCAAGCCAAUGCUCUUUAACUCUGUGUGGAGCAAGGCUCAAGGUCACACGUGUCUCUUUAGGACGACGCAACAAGAGAGAGAUGAUGAGAAGAAGAGAGAGCUUGAUGUGAGAGUGAGUUUGAAGGAGGAAAUGAAUUAUUGUCUGGCCAUGAAAGUUGUCAAGUAUUCACUGGGACUUAACCAUCAGGUCUGGAAGCAGAAGGGUGAAGAGUACAGGAUAACAGGCAAACAAGCUUGGAUGUGGGUUGCACCUACCAGACUGACAAAAAGACCCCUGCUGAAAAAACGAUCAACAUUGCUGACAGAUGGCAGCACCCAAAAAAUUAACGUUAAUGAUGUUGAUAUUACACAAACAGUUAUAGUUCCAAUGGAGACACCAUCCUACUUCUCAUCAUCUCCAGCGACGACAUCGUCUGAUGAUGGCGUUUUUGAUGUUUCUCAAUGGCUCAACACCAGGUCUUCAUCAUCGUUGUUGUCGUCAACAUCGUCAUCUUCGUCGUUAUCGUCAUCCUCUCGAAAGCCUCUAUCUUUUUUACAUAGCCUCCUAAAUGAAAGAAUAAAAUUUGAUGAACGACUGAAUGAAUUAAAGGAGAAAGUUGCAUUAAAAUUGAAAGAGCAUCAGAGAGAUGAUGAGAAUGAUACUGCUGGUCAUCUUGAUGAUGAUAACGGAGGGAAUGGUGGGAAGGAAAAAGUGAAACACGUGAAUGAAUUCUUCAAAAAAUUUGAACAAUUUAUGAAGUUGUGUGACAAAGUUAAUUGCAAUCAAUCAAAAUCCACCUCACUUAACGUUCAUCCAACAGCAGCCACGGCCACCACAUCAACCACAACAGCAGCUACAACCACUACAUCAACCACCACAACAGCAGCUGCAGUUAUUUCCGCAUUUGAAUCUCAGAGAGAAGUGUGUAGAAAAAUUUUGAAGCAGCUUAAUACAACAUCAGAUUUCACUCCCCUUGUCAUAAACCUUAAAAAAUUAUCAAACAGCAUCUGCUUCACUCGACUGAAAUCAAGUUUAAAUGGUGGCCUGCCAAAAGCUCACAACUUUGAGAUAGUCAGACGCAAAAAUGCAUUAAGUUUAUAUGUUAUUGAACUUCCUAAGCUCAAAAAGUUGUCAAGAAAGGCAGGUUUCGUUGAAACCCCUGGCUACAUUUACAACGGUUAUGGAAAUUUUUGCUCGUACACAUCCCAGUUCUCCAACAAUCAAAGUAAUUCAUAUCAACUGAACAGCUGCCCUCGACCUUGUUUCCAGACUGCGUGGAGGUACAGAACUCGAACGGCCAAGAACCUUUCAACAAUUUGCUUGCAGCUGAAAAUAUUGUGGGUUUGCAUUAAGUGGGACGACCUCUACUCAACUUAUCCAACUAACGGCCUACUCGUUUACGAUGAGACCAACGAAAAUGGCUUGAGUGACGUCACGGUGACGUGCGAAAUGAUCAAAAGAAGAAUUUUAACCUCAAAAUUUGAUCCUGUAAAUUAUAAGAUCGAGUAUCUCGUGCAGAAGACGGUAACUCCGAAAGAUUCACCUGUAUCAGCCGCUCCUACGUUGCCUGCUUCAACACCAGGCAAGCUUUUGUUCCUUUUUGAAUCAUCAUAUCUAUCCACUAUAUACCAUAUCAUGCCAUCUCAUAUUAAAAUGUUAUUUGUCACUUCUUUGUUGCCAUGCAAAAGAUCAACUCAGAGGACAGGCCUGAGAGAGCGCAAGGUUCUGGAGGCAGUGACCAGUAAGAAGUGGGUGGAAGAGGAUCAGCUGGAACUCUGGCAGAUCAGAUACUUCAAUGAGAUGUGGGACAGGCAGCUGAAGUCCCAGGCGGCUGGUGGUGGUGGUGAUAAAAAGAUGUCUAAAGUUCCACUUGCAUCAUCACCGUCGUCGUCGUCGUUUCCAUCGCCAUAUCGCACGCCAUCGUCUACUUUGAGAGUUCAAAAGGCUUUAAAAUUGUUAACUUCCAGCGUUUCAACUGAAACAAAAUCUCCCGCCAUUUCUUCCACCACCUUCAACACCAUCAACAACAAAAACGACAGCCGCAACCUCAACCGUCUCCCAACGACGUCAAAAGGAAACAGUAUUAAUGCCAGUAAGGACGACAAAGGUAAGAGGAACAAUGGUCCUCUGUGUAGUAACAUUGAAGAUGAGUUACUGAGAAAGAGGGUGGAGAUGCAACAACGACGGCUUAACACCAACGUUAACAAGGUCCAAAGCAGUUCAUUAAACGAGGUAAACGCUAGCAGCAGCAGCAAUAGCAGUAGCGACAACAGCAGCAGCACCAGCAACGACAACAGCAAUACUAGCCACAACAUCAUAAAACCAAAUUUAGUUAUAAAGAAUAACAACAUCAACAUUCCGGAAUUUUCACUGAGUGAUCUCAUCAAAAACAUUAACAUCAUAAAAAAUCCUGAUGGCAAGAUUGAUCUCGUUGGCUUGCAAGAGGGUCAGGAAAUAAUUCGCAUGCCAGAUGGGAAGAUAAAGGUCAAGUUCACUCAAUCCUUUCCCAUCCUCACACAUCACGCUGCGGGUAGUCACAACAACAACAACACUUGCAACACUAAUGUAGAUAGCAAUAAAACAAAUCCAUUUAAUGACGUUCACAAUUCGAACUGCAGUACCAACGGUAAACUAUGUGAUCAGUCUGCUGUCAACACUAACACUAACAACACCAUGAAAGAUUUAGGUUCAUUACAAAACGCUGAGAACAUAUCAACUGACAAACAACAAUAUCAGCAACAGUCUUGUGAUUUAAAAUCUUCUGAUAAAACCAACACAUCAUUGAAAUCAUCACCAUCAAAAGCAUCAUCACCCCUAUGUGGCUCGCAAUCGUCUGCUAACAACAACACAGCAAGAACUACUACUUCUUCGCUGGAAGUGACAACAGUAGCAGUAGUUGCUACAGCCUCUGUUGCUACUGUUGCUAGCAGCGGUGUGGUGGGUUGUGAAACUGCUGCCAAUGAGUCUAAGCGAUCUAUCAAGAAAAGAAAAUUUUUCAAGUCUAAUUACAACCAGUCUGGUGAUACUACUACUACUACUACCGUUGCUGUUACUACUAUUACUACUACUACCAAUAAUAAUAAUAUGGGCGUUAAAAAUGCCCUUUACACAAAUACUAACACUACUACAGCUGCGACUACUGAUGCUACUACCUUUACUGCUAUUACUACAUCGGCUAGUUUUAGCGCUACUACUACUACUACUAAUAAUAAUAACAACGUAAAUUCCAUGAAUGAUGGAAAUAAUAAUAAUAAUAAUAAUAGCAUUAUUGCAGACAACACUAUUUCUCGUUCGAAAGUUGGACCGAAUAGCAUGGAUGAAAUGGUGAAGUUCAAAAAUCAGAAAUCGUCCAAAAAUAAUAAUAAUAAUAAUAAUAAUUUAAAUAAUAAUAAUAAUAAUACUUUUAAAGGCAAUGAUAAUGCUAAUAUCAAUAAUGAUUAUAGUAGCAACAGUAGAAUUAGUGGUGAUAAUGAUAUUAAUAUUUGUAAUUAUUCAUUUGAUAGUGAUGACAAUAAUAAUAAUAAUAAUAAUAAUAAUAGUAUUGAUUGUAGAAAUGAUAUUAAUCAUCAUCAUCAUAAUCGUCAUGAUCCUGAUAAUAAUAACAACUUCAAUAGUAGUAGUAGUAAUAAUAAUAAUAAUAAUAAUAAUAAUAGAGAUGAUGAUAAUGAUGAUCAGAGGAGUAAACAGGCCUCGAAGAUUCUGACGGGCUUGAAGAAUAUUUUUAAAAAUAAUAAAAUACGAAUCAACAGCAACAACAACAAUAGUAUUAAUAAUAAUGAUAAUAUUAAUGUUAAUAGUACUAUGACUACUACUACUACUAAUAAUAAUAAUAAUAAUAAUAAUAAUAAUAAUAGUGGUAGUAAUGAUGAUGAUGAUGGUAAUGAUAAUUCCGACCACCUACUAAAUCAUAGCAAUGGUGAAUAUGAAAAUAUAAUUAACGAUAAAGAUUAUGAUGGUGAUGAUAAUAGUAAUAAUAAUAAUAAUAAUGAAGAUAUUAAUAAUAAUAAUGAUAAUAAUGAUUGUGAAUUAGGUAACAGUCGAGAGGACGAUUUUGUAUGUAAGCCACUAAAUCAAAAUCUGUCGACGUCACCUUUUCAUAAUAAUAAUAAUAAUAAUAAUAAUAAUAAUAAUAAUAAUAAUAAUAAUAAUGAUAACAAUAAUAUUAAUAAUAACAAUAAUAACAAUAAUAACAGUAAUAACAAUAAUAAGAUAAAUAACAAUAAUGCCUGUAUUAGUAAUGAAAUCCUUUACAAUGCGAACGGUGAUCUUCAAAAUGAUUGCAACAAUUGUCCUCCUAGCGGUGCGGCUUGUUGCUGCAAUGUCAACAACGAUGAUAAUGACGUCAUUAAUAAUAGUAAUAAUAAUGAUGGUGGUUAUAGCAAUAAUGGUAAUAAUAAUAAUAAUAAUGAUCAUUUGUCACCAUUAUCAUCAUCGCCAGCUACAAAGACAGCGGCAGCACAGCUUAUUCCAGUGGGCGAGUUUUCUAAUGAGAAAAUAGUUGCCAAAGAACUGUUCAGAACUUAUAAUAAUGAGGAUGAUGAUGAUGAUGAUGAUGAUGAUGAUGAUGAUGACGACGAUAAUGAGGAUGAUGAUGAUGAUGGUAGUGAUAAAAAAGGUGAUAAAAAAGGUGAUGGUGAUGAAGAGGAGGAAGAUGCACGAAAGUUGCUUUUUGAUGGCAAGCACAUUUCUGGACAGGCUGGCAUCAAUAUCAACAACAUCAGCAACGAUAACAAUCGCAACGAUUUCAUCAACAACAAAAUCAAUGAUGACAACAAUGAAGUUGAUGACAACAAUAAAGUUGAUGACGUCAGUGUCUCUAAAGACGCCAUUACCAAAGAUCCUAAAUGUAGAAAACGUAAGUCUUCGAGAUUGCAGUUGAUGGGAGAAAGUACUGAUAAAAGAAGAAAGGCUAAUGAUAAAGUUGCUAAUGAUAAUAAUUCACCAUCCAACAAUGCUAGCCCUCGUGCUAGACAUGGUAUGAAAAAUAGUAACAACAACAACAACAAUAAUAAUAAUAAUAAUGACGUCAUAAAUUUUGUUGAUAAUGUAAAUGACAUCGUUGCUGCUGAUGGUGAUGUAGAGCUGCAUUGCGUUUGCAGGACACCGUAUGAUCCUACUCAAUUCUACGUUGGAUGCAACCAUUGCGCCGGCUGGUUCCACGGGACUUGUGUGUCCCUGACAGUUGAGGAUGCUUCGAGAAUUGAAUGCUUCAUCUGCCAGAACUGCCAGUCAUCAAGCAACAACAGCUGCAGUAGCAACCAGUCAGAUAGUGAACAACUUCACUGUCUGUGUAGAACUCCUUAUGAUGAAACCAGAUUCUAUAUAGGUUGUGAUGUUUGUCUUGGAUGGUUCCAUGUGGAGUGUGUGGGGCUGCCAGCAUUAGAAGCUACCAAGUUAAAUUCAUUUAAAUGUCCCUCCUGUUUCAAGUACAUAGAGAGCAAAUUGCUGAUUGAUGGAUACAGAAAUGUUGAAGAGUUCGAAGAUGACUUUAACCUCUUUUUCGGUGAUUUGCGUUACCAGAGCCUGAGGCAGUCGCAAGAGUACAAAGAUGCCAGCAGAUUGGAGAGUCUCUUCCAUUAUAAGAUGCAGAAGAUCGUCAAGAAAUGUUUCUGA
Helobdella robusta is the source of this 7428-nucleotide messenger RNA. RefSeq lists its product as hypothetical. The record is from RefSeq and is a predicted model, not a curated record. Gene Ontology annotation, molecular function: RNA polymerase II cis-regulatory region sequence-specific DNA binding. The transcript has 14 exons. The coding region runs from base 1 to 7428 and encodes 2475 amino acids. Gene Ontology annotation, cellular component: NURF complex. Lineage: Eukaryota; Metazoa; Annelida; Clitellata; Rhynchobdellida; Glossiphoniidae. Gene Ontology annotation, biological process: regulation of transcription by RNA polymerase II.